GUGUUGUACCCAUGGUCCUCUUCGUUAAUCAUUAGCUGAUCUGGAGACAGCAAGUGGGGAGCAGAAGGUUUUAUUUUCCCAAGUGCCACAAGCCACUCUGCCACUCAGAGAGCCACCCAGAGCCACUCCAGGACGGACUGUGUCACCCAAGAGAUCCAGUAUGCAUCGCACCCUCUGCCUACUCCUUCUGGCUGGAUACCUGCUGCUUUCUCACUGUGAGCCAGCCCAAGAGUCCGACAACACAUCCAACCAGACCUUUACAGAGUCCUCACAGUUGAAUGUCUCCAGCUACCAGAUCAUUGCCCCUGGCAAUGCCGACUUUGCGUUCCGUCUCUACCACCUGGUGGCCGCCCAAAACUCUGAGAAGAACAUCUUCUUCUCCCCACUCAGCAUCUCCAUCUCCUUGGCCAUGCUGUCCACAGGGGCUGGUGGGGACACCCAGACCCAGAUCCUUGAAGGCCUGGGCUUCAACCUCACCGAGCUGUCACAGCCUGAAAUCCAUGAGGGCUUCAGGCUCAUGCAGGGCAUGAUAAGUCGUCCAUCUCCUGAGAUGGACAUCUCUGUAGGCAACGCGCUGAUCCUUAGCCAGGACCUGCAGCCUCUCCCUGAGUUUGUCAGCACCACGGAAGCCUCCUAUAACAGCAAAGUCUUACUCGGUAACUUCGGAGACACGAAGGCUACGAUCCAGCUCAUCAACAACUAUGUCAAGGAGAAAACCCGUGGAAAGAUCAAGGAUUUGAUCAAAGACCUGAGCCCCAGCGUAAGGAUGGUUCUGGUGAAUUUUGUCUUCUUCCGAGGUCUGUGGAAGAAACCUUUCUCUUCCGAAAAAGUCACUGUGAGUAACUUCUACGUGGAUGAGAAGACGGUCGUGCAGGUCCCCAUGAUGCUGCAAGCUGACGAGGAACACUGGUUUCUGGAUGACAGACGUGUGCCCUGCACGGUUCUGCGGAUGGAAUACAAAGGCGAUGGCGCCACAGCGUUUUUCAUCCUUCCUCAGAAGGGCAAGAUGGAGGAGGUGGAGCACAUGCUGUCCCCAGGCAUGCUGGCAAGGUGGAACCACUUGCUUCAGAAUAGGAACUUUUACAGAAAGCUUACACUGCACUUCCCCAAAUUCUCCAUUGCAAAUUCCUACUCAUUAGAAGAGAUUUUGCCCUACCUGGGUUUCCAGGACCUGUUCACCCAGCACGCUGACUUCUCGCGCAUCAACGAAGAGGAGAAAUUGCAGCUAUCCCAAGUUUUCCACAAGGCCACCCUGGAUGUGAAUGAAGUUGGCACGGAGGCUGCGGCAGCCACUGGUACCUCUGCCAUGUUUAUGUCUGCCAAGCACAAGAGACACAUCCUUGUAUUCAACCGGCCAUUCUUCGCAGUGAUAUAUUCCACCAGCACCAAGAAUAUCCUCUUCAUGGGGAAGGUGUUCAACCCCACAGCAUAGCUGUCCCAGGACUAGCUGGUCUGCCCCCAGCAAGAGGAUGUGGCUUGGGAGGGCUCAGGAUGAACAUCCAUCCAUAACUGAGGGCAGGGAAGGGUCCCGCCCUCCAAAGAGGAGCCAAUGGUACAAGAAAGGGCAGGGCAAGAUGAGCUAGAAAGAGAGAGAGGCCCUCCUGGGGGUGGGGCUCAGACUCAUUAAACCAAUGACAGCUCUGAAACCCUGGUGUGUGUGUGUGUGUGUGUGUGUGUGUGUGUGUGUGUGUGUGUGGUGCUUCACAUGUAGCAGACACAGACAUGGCUUUUGCCUGUCCCUCCGGGCCUUACCCUUAGCAAACCUGGCCCCAGACAAUGGAAUACAAGGUGCUCAAGUCCCAUAUGGCUGCCCAGGCAUGUAGAGAAAAGAAGUCAGCUGACUGAGUGCAGUUAGUGUUUCCUUUCCAGAAGAGUGACUGAGAACCUUUGGUUGGAAGACUCCCAACAGAAGCAGCCUGAGCUGCUUAGACCCUGGCCUAGUGUUCUUGUUACCUUUGCCUCUUUGUGACAAUGUCUACCAGAAGCAGCUUGAUUUAAUCCUUGAAGAAAGGAUUUAGAUUGGUUUGCUGUUUCAGAGGGCUCUGUCUACAAUGGUAGAGAAAGCCUGGCAACAACCUCAGUUCGUGGUGAUGGUGGGGUGAUGGAGGAGGUUGCUCGUAUCAUGGUGGACCAGAAAACAGACAAAGUUCUGAGGCCAGGACCAAGGGUUGGAUCCAAUUUUCAAAAGCCCACCCCCCAGAGAUUCACUUCAACAGACAAGUUAGAUAAGUUAACCCCCAACUGUUAGACAUCCCACAGCCUCAUAAGAUAGUGCUGCCAGCUGGGAAAUGUGUUCAAAUCAUAGCCCGUGGGGACGCUUCAGUUCCUACCACAAUAUCCAAUGAGGAAGGCUCAGAGGGGUAUGACGCCUGUGGCCUGAGAUAUGGCUAGUGCCACUCCUAGCAUAGACAGCUGUGGCCAGCAGCAUGCUGCGGGAACAUGAAACUAGAGCCAGGAGAAGCAUUGUUAAUGUAUUGACCCUGCUGCUGAUGUGGGCCAGGAUUUCAAGAGAAUCCUUCCCUUCCCUCUUGGAGAGGCUCAGUUUCUCCGGGAGAGUGAUGUAUUAUACCCCUCUGCCCUUGACCUAGCUCAGAUCAUUUCAAAAGUAGUGAAAGCUCUCCAAGGAGGGUCGCUUCUAGAAUCUGGGUGAACAAAACUACCCGUGGAGGAGACAGGCUGGCAGGAACUGGUUUUGUUUGCAGCAAACCUCUGAUUUCCAGCAGAUGCCUUCUCUAGGCCACACCCUGGGGACUCACAGGGGCUAGGGUGCCUAGCACCAGGCUGAGAUCCAACAUGGCCUCUCUGAUCCAACAUGGUCAACAUGGAGUCCCAGGACAGUGAGAGCUGAGAACAGUGCAGCCAAGAGGGAGCCUCAGCCAAGAGGGGGCCUUACUCGUUCUCUAGAUCCAGAUCACUCCCUGCUUUUAUGUCCAGGGUGAGAACUCCCAUAAUGCUUUGCCUCCAGCUGUUUAUACUUCAUCUAUAAGCUAGGUGGCUCGUUUUACUCCCGUUGCAUUGUCAGCGUCACAAAUUGUGGUUUUAGUUCUGCUUCUCUGGACCUCAGUACCCUCACCGAUGAGAUGGGACAAGUUUAGGUAGCUGCCUCUGCUACAUGGAAUCACACUUCCUAUGUGUGGGAAACCUUAAAUUGGGACUAUGCAUCCACCAGCCCUGUUUCUCUUUCCAUGAGCCCCACAUCCCAGACACCCAGUGCUGCUCAUGCCACCUCUGAGCUUCAGUUUGUCCCUACCCAGGUCAACUCCCCUUAUGCAUCCCAGGUAAGUUUCUUUUGGACAUACUUGCUAUUCAGACAUGAACACAACAUCCCAAUAUGGGGGUAGGUCUGAGCCUGAGGACAUUUUCUUGGCCCUUCUCUUCCUAUUACCAAUUCUUUUCCUGAUUGCGCUUCCAGAAGGUUCUAGAUCAGCAAUCAGCUCCACACCUCUCCCCUUUAUCUCUGUAGGUCAAACUGAGGAAGAACCUCUCCUCACAGUUUGUUCAGGGUGGAAAUUGGGGCUAUGGCCAAAUCAAGGCAUUUUUCCAGACUUCCAGAUUAGGAGGCCACCGACCACACCCACUCUGAGGGACUUCAUGAUGUCCAGAGCACUUAGAGAUGGAUCUGAAAAUUCAGCCCAUGGCUGGAGAACAGGACCCAGGGUCCCUGACCCUCGUCUGUAGCAUACAUGAAGCACCAUAUCACAAAGACAGAGUGGUCAUUGGUGGCCCAGGAGAGCAAGUUGUAGAGCUCCCUCCAGCUAACACCCAUUCAAAACUCAGGGUACACCAGGGACUGCAAAGCCACAAAUCCAGUAACAGGCUGGUUGCAAGGAAACCAAGGCAAAGAGCAAGGAAUAACCCUUCAGCUCACAAUAUAAAAUGUUGCUAAAGGAAGUGGCUAGGGCAGGACCAAGGUGGCUGUUCCCCACUCAGGCCUCCAAAGCACAGCUUCCAAGUCAGCCUCAGGAGAACAAGGACGAAGAAGGGUCCCAAAGGGGGCCAUUGGCUGACAGUUCUGGGGCUCACUACCCCUCUUCCAGGUUACACCCACAAUCAUAUAAAUGCUUAGGACUCAAGAGGCCCUGCGGAUCACAGAACUGCCUGGCUGAGCUCAUGACAAAUUGGAGUCUGGUUUUCAACAACCCUGUAGGAGCUAAAGUUAGACCUAGGCUGGCUUACACCCCUUUCCACCCCACAGACACAGGCGGGUGAAUGAGUAGAAGAAGGUUAGCUGGGGGCAGUCUAGGUUUCCUUAUGGCAGCAAGCCUGCCAGAGUGAUGUGUGAAUGUGUGAGAUGCUGGUGUGAUGAAGGGGAGAAGAUGAAAGUGCCUAACCCUCAAGUCAAGGAGAUUGCUUUCUGGUCCUGAUGCUGAUGCUGGUCCUGAUGCUGAUGCUGAUGCUGGUCCUGAUGCUGAUGCUGGUCCUGAUGCUGAUGCUGGUCCUGAUGCUGAUGCUGGUCCUGAUGCUGAUGCUGUGCUCAUUUCUUUCUCACUCUAAAACAGUCAGUGGCUCCCUAUUGAAUACAGGUUCAAAGUCCUCCGUUAACAGUCAAGGCCUCUCUGGUCUGAGGCUAGCUGCCUCUCCGGUACUGUGUGUCAUGUGAUUUUAACCACAGGUUGUUUUCAUUUCCUACUUCUACGAGCUUCUCAUCUCCAAAUCUCUCUCUUAAGGCACUUAUCUGAGAGCCCAUACACUACCAGGUUGUUCAUAGCCCUCCUCAAGCCAGACUGGCCUCGUGUCAUCAUUCAUAGCUAGCCUGAGCAUCACUUUUGUCCCUAACUUACUCUAGUGCCUACCAGGUGGGACAUCUUUGAGACAGGACCUUGUUAUCCCCAAAUUUCCAAAGCUCCCCUGGCCUUAGGCAAUCUGCAUAGCACAAGCCCAGUCAGAAAAAUGAAUGAAUGAAUGGAUGGAUGGAUGGAUGGAUGGAUGAAUGAAUG
Alexandromys fortis (reed vole) is the source of this 4937-nucleotide messenger RNA. RefSeq names its product serpin family A member 4 (gene Serpina4). The record is from RefSeq and is a predicted model, not a curated record. Gene Ontology annotation, biological process: negative regulation of endopeptidase activity. Gene Ontology annotation, molecular function: serine-type endopeptidase inhibitor activity. Bases 161 to 1432 code for a protein of 423 amino acids. The transcript has 5 exons. NCBI's taxonomy places the organism in Eukaryota, Metazoa, Chordata, Mammalia, Rodentia, Cricetidae.